Elaeis guineensis (African oil palm) is the source of this 977-nucleotide messenger RNA. RefSeq names its product myb-related protein MYBAS2. Gene Ontology annotation, biological process: regulation of DNA-templated transcription. Gene Ontology annotation, cellular component: nucleus. Gene Ontology annotation, molecular function: sequence-specific DNA binding; DNA-binding transcription factor activity. The record is from RefSeq and is a predicted model, not a curated record. NCBI's taxonomy places the organism in Eukaryota, Viridiplantae, Streptophyta, Magnoliopsida, Arecales, Arecaceae.
AAACAAAACAGCGGGCGGCUGGGAAGAGGAUCGAGGAGGUCUGAAGGCCGGAAGGAGAUCAGAAGACGACGAUGGUGACGGUGAAAGAAGAGACCCGAAAGGGCCCGUGGACGGAGCAGGAGGACCAGCAACUGGUAUGCUUUGUGGGCUUAUUCGGGGAACGUCGUUGGGAUUUCAUAGCCAAAGUCUCAGGUCUCAACAGAACAGGCAAGAGUUGCAGGUUACGCUGGGUUAAUUACCUGCACCCGGGUCUCAAGCGCGGCCGGAUGACCCCUCAGGAAGAGCGCCUCAUCCUCGAGCUCCAUUCCCGCUGGGGAAAUAGGUGGUCUAGGAUUGCUCGAAAGCUCCCCGGUCGCACCGAUAAUGAGAUCAAGAACUACUGGAGGACUCAUAUGAGAAAAAAGGCCCAAGAGAGAAAGAGAGAGGCGAUUUCUCCUUCGUCAUCUUCGUCGUCGCUGACCUAUCAGUCUCCCUCUCUAAGUGAACCACCAUCAGAAGUUGGGCUCGAGCGGCAGCAUGAGCUUAACAAGGCCGGUGGUUGCUGCUGCAUGACUGCAGGGUUGGACGAGGAGGAGGAAGGUGCCAAGGGAUACUACUCCAUGGAUCAGAUCUGGAAUGAGCUUGCUACUACACCUGAAGCAAUCAGCGGGCUGAGCUUGGAGGAAUGUAAGGUUGAAGUAUGUGAUACUUCCUGGCCUCCAAUGCCCUCUCCUAUUUGGGAGUACAGCUCUGAACCGCUCUGGAAGAUGGAUGAUGAAGAGUUCAAGAUGUUUCCUCCCGUCGAUGACCUUUUGGUCUCUAACUACCAACACGGUAGAGAGUUUUGUAACUGAAGAGAUUAUACUUGGUUCCUCUCUUGCUCCUUGUUUAUAGUUGUGAAAUGGCUUUGAAGUAGAACCUCUGUUAGGAUAAAGCUAUUUCUCUUGUAAAAUUUAGGUAUGCUUAAUGAGUUAUAAAAACCUAUUGUGUGUUGCUAA